CGCAGCUCGAGAACUGACCACGGACCACCGCGAUCAUGACGCCGAUCUCGCUGGUUGGCCCGACGCCGGCCGACCACGAGAGCUCCAGCCGGUUAGAGGUUCUUCUCCGUGAGGCCGGGCUGUACGAGACCUCCGAUGAGCUGGCGGCCCGCGAGGAUGUGCUGCGCGAUCUCCAGGCCAUCGUCGACCGGUGGGUGAAGCGCGUCACCGCUCAGCGAGGGUUUCCCGACGGCAUGGCUGAGCAGGCCACCGCCCUUCUGAUUCCGUUCGGUUCGUACCGUCUCGGCGUCCACGGCCGCGGCUCCGACAUCGACGCCCUCGUCGUCGGCCCCUCCUACAUCGACCGCGACCACGACUUCUUCGCCGUGCUCGGCGGCGUGCUGGCGGGGACGGAGGCCGUGACGGAGCUGCAGCCCGUGCCUCGCGCGCACGUGCCCGUCAUCAAGAUGCGAUUCCGGGGCGUGCAGGUGGACCUCCUGUACGCCGGCCUGUGCCUCCCGGUGGUGCCCAGGGACCUCGACCUGCGCGACCGCUCCGUUUUUCGCGGCAUGGACCUGGCCUCCGCGCGCAGCCUCAACGGCGUGCGCGUCGCCGACGAGCUCCUGCGUCUCGUCCCGGACGCCGGCGCCUUCCGCACAACGCUGCGAUGCAUCAAGCACUGGGCCAAGGCGCGGGGCGUCUACUCCAACGUGAUGGGGUUCCUGGGCGGCGUGGGCUGGGCGAUCCUGGUGGCGCGCGUGUGCCAGCUCUACCCCAACGCCUCGCCGAGCAUGCUGGUGCCGCGCUUCUUCAAGAUCUUCGCGCAGUGGAAGUGGCCCAACCCGGUGCUGCUGCGGGACAUCGAGCACGACGACGGCGGCGAGCUCGCGCUCCGGCUGCCAGUCUGGGACCCGCGGCGGAACCCGCGUGACAAGAGCCACCUCAUGCCCGUCAUCACGCCGGCCUACCCAUGCAUGAACUCGUGCUACAACGUCUCGCACGCCACCCUGCGGACCAUCACGGAGCAGCUCCAGAUCGGCAACGGCAUCUGCCAGCAGGAGAUCCUCAAGUCCGGCCCCGGCGGCGCCGGCGGGUGGGACGCGCUGUUCCAGCCGUUCCAGUUCUUCAAGGCGUACAAGAGCUACCUGAAGGUCGCCGUGAAGGUCGCCGGAGGGGAGGCCGACCUCCGGGAGUGGAAGGGGUGGGUGGAGUCGCGGCUGAGGCAGCUGGUGAGCAGGGUCGAGAUGGCCACGGCCGGCAUGCUGCUCUGCCAUCCCAACCCGAAAGCCUACACCGCCAAGCCCCAUGAUCUGCACUGCACGUCAUCCUUCUUCGUGGGCUUGUCCAAGCCACAGCAACAGCAGCAGCAGCCCCAGGUGCCGUUCGACCUACGCGCGACGACGGAGGGGUUCAAGCAGGAGGUGUACACGUACGAGUUCUGGAGGCCCGGGAUGGAGCUGGAGGUCUCGCACACCCGGAGGAAGGACCUGCCGUCCUACGUGCUCGAUCAGAUCCUCCCGCCUGGGCAUCUCAAGAGAAAGCGCGCCGCCGAGAGCAGCUCUUCUCCUCCGUUGUCGUCUGCUUCCGGCGACGUCAAGAAGGUGGCGGCGGCAGGCGGAACCGGAUCGGCGCCUGAGAGGAAGAGGCAAUGCUGUCCCAGCAGCAAUAUCCUCCCCAGCGCUUCAGUACAGGGCGUUGUGUGAGAACUGAGAAAAGAUGAAUAUUCAGAGUAACCACAGGAACUAGCUAAGCUCUAGCUAAGCAUACCAGCAUGAUCAAGCCAAGGGAAGCCGAAGUCUUCAAGCGAACUCUUGUCAGGGAGUUGGCAUGAUCCAAUGGGAGACGGAGAGAAGGGCAGACUCUGCGCCCGGCGGAACAUCGUGUACAGAUACAGAUAUGUGUAGCAUAGCUUUGUCAGAGGAACAAUUUUGUAUGAUAUACUAUGUACUCAAAACUGUUGGCAGCACCACCGAAUAUAAACAUUGUAUUGUCGAUGUUUAUGUUCUUGCUUAGCUCCUUCAGUGCAAGUCUUCGAUGUUA
This is a messenger RNA of Triticum aestivum (bread wheat), 2019 nucleotides long. RefSeq names its product nuclear poly(A) polymerase 4-like. Gene Ontology annotation, molecular function: RNA binding; poly(A) RNA polymerase activity. The record is from RefSeq and is a predicted model, not a curated record. Gene Ontology annotation, cellular component: nucleus. NCBI's taxonomy places the organism in Eukaryota, Viridiplantae, Streptophyta, Magnoliopsida, Poales, Poaceae. Bases 36 to 1682 code for a protein of 548 amino acids. The transcript has a single exon. Gene Ontology annotation, biological process: RNA 3'-end processing.